CUGAAGCAGAAGCCAAAGUGGGAGAGAAACCAGAAUGGAAAGGGCGGGUGAGAAAGGGAGAGAAGAGAAGCUAUGCAAAAGGUGCAAACAGAUGUACAGUCCCUCUUCAAACGACUCUGCUUCAUGCCGCUUUCACCCUUCCUUCUUCGUCUGCCGUCGCCAUGACGACCAGAAGAGGAUGAUGCAAGAUCUAGUUUCCCUGCCAAUGUUUGAUGGGUACUACGAAUUGGGACCAGACGAUCCUCCCUAUGCUGCCAAGUUCUAUGACUGCUGUGGGGCUGAGGACCCUGAGGCGUCUGGCUGCACCACCAGUUUCCAUGUCUCUUAUGAUGACGAUUAAUGGAAUACUGAUACUGACUACCUCUCUUCUUUGUGUCACCUCAAAUCUUAACUAGAGAUCAAGUAUGUACGAACUUACAUCCAUCUUCGUUACUUCACUUGUUUUCAUCUUCAAACCGGUUUUCUGUCUACAAUUAUGUCGUACAAGUACUUGAUGUUUAUCCUUGAUCUUAAUACUCGGUAUUCUUUGUGAUCC
Vitis riparia (riverbank grape) is the source of this 535-nucleotide messenger RNA. RefSeq lists its product as uncharacterized. NCBI's taxonomy places the organism in Eukaryota, Viridiplantae, Streptophyta, Magnoliopsida, Vitales, Vitaceae. The coding region runs from base 35 to 340 and encodes 101 amino acids. The transcript is spliced from 3 exons. The record is from RefSeq and is a predicted model, not a curated record.